Molecule: messenger RNA, 1824 nt
Organism: Lodderomyces orthopsilosis Co 90-125
Lineage: Eukaryota; Fungi; Ascomycota; Pichiomycetes; Serinales; Debaryomycetaceae
Gene: DAL1
Product: allantoinase
Exons: 1
Coding region: 1-1824 (607 amino acids)
Biological process (GO): purine nucleobase catabolic process
Cellular component (GO): cytoplasm
Molecular function (GO): allantoinase activity
Source: RefSeq, a predicted model, not a curated record
AUGUCAAGAGCAUUAUCAUCUACAAGAGUAUUGGUCAAUGAUCAAAUUAUACCAGCUACAAUCAUAUUUUCCAUAGAAACGGGGAAAAUUCUACAUAUAGAACACGAAGUCCUACCACCCAAUGAUGCUAUACUAAAGAGGUAUGCAGUUUUGCCAAUCGACUACCGAAACGUGUCUCCAGCAGUGAUCAUGCCAGGUUUAGUGGAUGCUCACGUUCACUUGAAUGAACCGGGUCGUACGGAAUGGGAAGGUUUUGCAACGGGAACCAGAGCCGCCGCAUUUGGUGGUGUGACCACUGUGAUAGAUAUGCCAUUGAAUGCAAUCCCCCCAACUACAACUGUAUACAACUUCAAUUUAAAGAUAAAUGCAGCCAGAGAGCAGUGCUGGGUAGAUGUUGGGUUCUGGGGUGGAUUGAUUCCCGACAACUUGCAGGACUUGGUUCCAUUGAUUAGAAUGGGUGUGAGAGGCUUCAAAUCAUUUAUGAUUGAAAGUGGUGUUGAUGAGUUCCCAGCAGUUACACCACGUAUCAUUCACGAGGCAAUGAAGAUUGUGAAAGGUGAAAAGACAUUGUUGAUGUUUCAUGCUGAAAUGCAACCACAAGAGCAUAGGGUGGAUUUCCAGUUCCUGGAUGAAGAGGACCUGUCAAGAGAGGAGGAGUUAGAAGAGGCUAACGCAGUUGCUAUUGAAGAUGAGUUGAUGAAUACAGAUUUCGAUUUGGGAAUGUCUGCCUCAUUUAUCAACAGAGCACCACAACCUGUCGUGAAGCUUUUACGUAAUGAUCCAGGUACACAUAAAGAGGAGCAUGAGCUUUGCAAGUUGCCUCAUAACCAUGCAGGAUCAAUAGAUGAAUCAGUGUUGUCAAACGAACAGGCUAAAAAAUUGGCACAUACCCCAGUCUUGGCUGGUGCCGACCCAACACACGGUAAAAAUGCAAUGAAGGUUAAGCAACAGAGUCAUUUGGAUGAAGAUGGUACAUGGCUAGUGGAGGAUGAUACUAAGGUUAGCUCGCCAUUGUUGUUGGCUAAACAAAAGGAUUCUUCUUUAGCCACUGUUGAUCCUACUGCAUAUGCUUCUUUCUUGGCCUCAAGACCCGAUAAUUUCGAAACUACUGCUAUUGCCGAAAUCAUCAAUUGUUCAACAUUGGAACCAACAGUCCCAUUACACAUUGUGCAUUUAGCAACACAUGAAGCAGUGCCAUUGCUCAGGGCAGCAAAGUCUAAAGGAUUGCCAAUUACGGCAGAAACUUGUUUCCACUACUUGUCAUUGUGCGCUGAAAAGAUUAGCAGUUGCUCAACUCAUUUCAAAUGUUGUCCUCCUAUUAGGACCGAUGACAAUAGGAAAUUGUUAUGGAAAGCAUUGCGCAAUGAUAUUAUAACCACCGUUGUCAGUGACCAUUCACCAUGCACUCCUGACUUGAAAGGAUUGGAAAAGGGUGACUUCUUUGAGGCAUGGGGUGGUAUUUCCAGUGUUGGUUUUGGAUUGCCAAUAUUGUACACUGAAGGACAAAAGUUGAAUCCACCAAUUUCGUUAGUCGAGAUUAACAAGUGGUGUUCAUUAAACACGGCCAAACAGGUUGGUUUGGAGCACAAGAAGGGAGCCUUAAAAGUGGGUUACGAUGCAGAUUUCUGUAUUUUUGACACCGAAGCAACUUUUAUGGUAGAGAAUAAAGACGUCUACUUUAAAAACAAAUUGACUGCAUAUGAUGGUAUGGAAUUUCAAGGAAGAGUAUUGGAGACAUUAGUUAGAGGUAACUCGGUUUACGCAUUUGGUAAGGGUCACUCAAAUGUCCCCAUGGGUCAAUUGAUCUUGGAACCAAGAAAGUAG